Messenger RNA from Dendroctonus ponderosae (mountain pine beetle), 497 nucleotides. RefSeq lists its product as uncharacterized. The coding region runs from base 32 to 439 and encodes 135 amino acids. Lineage: Eukaryota; Metazoa; Arthropoda; Insecta; Coleoptera; Curculionidae. The transcript has 3 exons. The record is from RefSeq and is a predicted model, not a curated record.
GUGCCUCAAAGUGUAAUUUACGAGUCGAAAAAUGGGUUCAGGUAGAGCAAAUCUGGACUUACCCCUCAUAAUGAAGAUUCUGGCUUUGGUGUUUUGUGCGGUUGCCGUUGGUCUCAAUGUGGCUGAGCUGAGCGGUUCCAGAUCAAACCGAAGCCAACUGGUAUCGAACUCAGUGAUUUAUUCAUCUGGUGCAUAUCUGAUCAUUUUGCUCUACUUCUUCAUAUGGUCAAUCGCCAAGGCUGAAGUAGACCAGAAACUUACGGCCAUAGUUUUAAUUUGCGGCUUUCUAUGGACGGUUGGAGCUGGCAUAGGAGUGAUUCUGUUCAAAAGCGACUAUUCGGCAAUGUUAAGCACCAAUCAACUAGUGGGAGGCAUUUUGGUUUUAGCUGCCGGAUGUGUAAUGCUCGCUGAUGGACUGCAUAAUUUAGGAUGCUUCUAAUUAUCAGUUUUUAAAUAUUAUAAUAAAAAAAAUUAAAAAAUAUAGUCAGUCCCUACUA